AUGUCAGAUACUUCGCCUCCUUUUGUUCUUCAACAAACCGUUGAAGGGGGACUGAAGUUUCUGAUGCUCGGGACUGUACUCUCUUCUUUCUUGAUACCAAUAGCAAUCAUGCUAUUUUACUUCUCGACAGCUCGUUUGAGACGACAACCUCUCUUCAUCUUGAAUUUUCUAGCUAUCCUCCUAGGCAUAGCUCAAGGCGUGCUCAAUUUCUACAGCGCAGUAAGUCUACGUAUGCUUCCUUCCUCCGUGCCGACAGGCAUCGUCAUCGUCAUCACUGCCAUGGAGUUCCUGCUCCCCAUAUGUGUGCAAGCAAUCCUUCUCAUUCGGCUUGCCGCCGUCUAUCGCCCGAGAGACCUUGCUCCGAAACUGUGCCUCGCCAUAUACAUCCCAGUCGUCGCGUUCAAGGUCGCGCGGCUGGUGAACGCCGGCAUAACCGUCCAGUAUCUGCUAUCACAUAUGCCAAACGAUGCUGGUGUCAUCGUCGCUGCCCAGAUUGUUUGGGGCACGAAGUACGUCAAGAUCGAAUGGUUUCUACAACUCUUCGAUGACAUGUACGUGAAGCUCUCCUGCAUCGCUGGUUGUGCGUACGCUGACGUCCUGUCUAGGUUCGUCUCUGGACUGUUCGUCUAUAGGCUUUACAGCCACAUCAAGGACAAGAGUAGCGCACAAGACUCCUGGGGCGACCGUUUCCGCACCCUCUUCUACAUCUUCGUCUCCAACUUCAUCUUCCCCAUCAUCUUCAACAUUGCCGAAAUCGCUGUCAUCUUCUACGACACGAACUUCUUGCACGGACUCGUCGUCGUCACCGUGAACUGCUACGUCACCAUCCUCGGCGUUCUCCUCGCUACGAUCUGGGGCCAAGGCUCCGCAAGGGGCACCCUUCCCGCUCUCGCCGGCGCGAAGGAAGGACACAAGUCUACAGCCAUGACCACCUUGCGGUUCGCGUCGCGCAACGCGCCGAACGCGGGAGGCCAGACGUCGCAGGACGCAGACGACGAGUUCGGAUUCAGCGAGGACGAGUCGAUGCCAUCCAUGAAGAUGGAGAGCAGCACGAGGGGCUCCGAUUCGAUCACACAGGGCUCCAUGGGGGAGGAGGUCCAGGAGAAGCGACUGUCUGCGUCCAGCACGGGACGGCCGACAGUACGGACUCGGACGACGCUUCGCGAGUCUGUGACGGCCGUCAAUGUACAGGAGCGUACAGACCCGCCUACCCCCGUGUCGGUCUACGCGUCCGAUCCAGAGUCGUUCCACACCGCAGCGGACGCCAUGUACGAUGCGGUAUAA
Messenger RNA from Dichomitus squalens LYAD-421 SS1, 1284 nucleotides. RefSeq lists its product as uncharacterized. The transcript is spliced from 3 exons. The record is from RefSeq and is a predicted model, not a curated record. Lineage: Eukaryota; Fungi; Basidiomycota; Agaricomycetes; Polyporales; Polyporaceae. Bases 1 to 1284 code for a protein of 427 amino acids.